Molecule: messenger RNA, 3070 nt
Organism: Magallana angulata
Lineage: Eukaryota; Metazoa; Mollusca; Bivalvia; Ostreida; Ostreidae
Product: leucine-rich repeat-containing protein 74A-like
Exons: 18
Coding region: 151-2169 (672 amino acids)
Molecular function (GO): calcium ion binding; protein binding
Source: RefSeq, a predicted model, not a curated record
UCGUGACGUUUACACCGGAAGUGAAAUAAGUAGGACAGUUUACAUUGGUGAUAACCUGCAAUGUAGCGAUAAACGAAGAAAUAUUUUAUUUGGAAUUAUUUGAACAAAUCUAUUUAGAACUUACAAAAUAUUAAAGAAAAAAAAUUAUAAAUGGAAGACCCUGAAGAGCCAAGAGGGGAAUCCCCCUCUGCAGAAGAAGGCCAUUCAUCCAAGCACAUAAGCCUGAUCCGCCCACAUUCUGCUAAAGGCAAAAAGCCCUCCAGCCGUUCCAGCGCUUCCAGCACGCCUGAGCCAACUGUCGGGGGCCUCCGCCGACCAUGGUCAGCUCACCCGAAAACCAGGGCGGACGUCUCCAAAAAGAAACUAGUUCGCGACAACUUAAAAAGAUCUCACAUGAGGCCACCAAACAGACGACAGAAACCCAAAGACGAGGAAACCCCAGCGGAAAGAAACGAAGACGACACGCAGGUGAUUGGCUUGGAAUGUGCCGGGCUGGAUUACAAGCCCCAGAGAUACAAGGUCAGAGAUGAAUCUGCAGACUACGAAGCGCACGGCGAGGACACUUUGGACCAUGGAGUGAACACAUUGGUCUCGGAGUCAUCUAGAUUUCCGGGGUCUCCGGAGCACAGCUGGGCAAUGACCCAGGUCAAGGAGAAAGACGCAAGGUCAGAGACCAAAAAACAACACCCGUCAUUUGAGACGUGGAUCAUGCCGUCACCUCACGACUCUGAAGAUUACGACACAGACCUGGAGACAGAUAUGCUCAAAAAUAUGGAAGAAGUUAAACAAAAGCUUCUGAAAAAGCAGAAAAAGAAGACGAAGAAAGAAGCCGAUAAGCCUAUAGACCCAACGGGGAAAACAACGUACCUCGACCAGUGUAAACGAGACGGUUUGAUUCCAGUUUCAUAUCUCUCUCGUCACCUUGGCGAUAGAAAUUUACGCAUGCGUCAUCAUUAUCUUGGCGGUCUUGCUACGAAACCCGUAGCUAGAGCUUUAGAGUUCAACACAGUGACAGAGAAUCUUGACCUAGGGGACAAUUACUUAGAGGGAGACGGAGCGGUCUAUCUAUGUCGUAUGCUUAAAGAUAAUAUGUUCAUUGUGACUUUGGAUAUAUCCAACAACUUUAUCCAGUCACGUGGGGCUAGGGCAGUAGCCAGCAUGCUGGAAGUCAACACAACCCUUAAAACUCUCUCACUGUCAGGCAACCAACUCUGUGAUAGAGACGCCCAGUAUUUCAUGGAGGCCUUAAAAAACAACAGCUCUCUGACGUCACUGGACCUCAGUAACAACGAGUUUGGGGAGGCCGGUGGGACGUACAUAGCUGCUGCUUUGGUUGGUAAUGAAAGUAUAACUGAUCUCGAUCUCAGCUGGAACUCAUUACGCAACAAAGGAGCUGAGGCCAUUGGCAAAGCUUUAUCUACCAACCAGGUGCUAGAAGUGUUGGAUGUUUCUUGGAACGGGUUUGGAAUGCCCGGAUGUCGAGGUUUACAGCUAGGACUGCGUGUCAACUCUAAGCUUAGGGUCCUUGACAUCAGCAAUAACCGCAUAAACAAGAACUGCGCAAAAGAGUUAUCCUUAGGUCUCAGCAAAAACUUUGGUUUAGAAACAUUACUGAUGAAUUUGAAUGCUUUGACAGAUGAAGGAAUAGAAACCAUUCUAAAAGCUGUCAAUCAAAAUCAAACCCUUACAUACGUGUCACUGCAGAACUGUGGGGAAAUGAAUAUCAACAUAAGCAAUUACAAACGGAUACAACAAAUGGAGAGUGAAAAAGACAUCACCAUUCUGCACGGAGGCCUAGGUGGAGUUCAAAGAUACACGCCCCAGACUAGCGUACUGAAGGUACUGUCCAAGUUCCUGAAGGAACACAAGAUUGACCUGGAGGGAGCCUUGAGACAACAGGACAAAGACCACAGCGGCAGCCUACAGCACGAGGAGGUCAAACUGGCCUUCAAAGAGGCCGGCUUGAGGCUUACUAAUAGACAGAUUGAUACAUUGGUGGAGGAAAUUGACGUCACACAUUCAGGCUCAAUAAAAUGGGAAGACAUACUGACCGGACAAGUCUUGACUGAAUACAAUAAAAGGAAGACUUCUAAUGCCUACAAGAUUGCUGAAGUAGAUCAAGACACGCUGUUCAACAAUAUGAAGAGGAGACAGCUCACUGUUAUAUAACUUUAAGUCUUUGGAAAUGACAGAAGAGGAAAGACUUCAGUAUUAACUUAUCUUCAAUAGCUAUAUGACGUUAAGAAUAUACAUGUAUAUGUGAUGGUUGUAAUCUAAAUCAAUUUAAAAUGUAUUGAUAGCAAGAAUAAAUUUUUGCUAUAAUACUUGAUUUGGGCGACUAAACACUAUUUCAUUAACAAAAUCUUUAAGAUGGUUUGAAUUAUUUAUCUGUUAAUAGUUAUAAGAAGUGUAACAAUUAAGGGGAACUUGAAUUUCCUUCACGUAUGUGCAUUUAUUAAAAGACUGAUCUAAUCUUAUAAUUAAAAGUCUAAUUCAUCUAUCAUGCAUUUCAUCUACCUCAUGUAUUCUAAUGAAUUUGCAUUUACAUGUAAUUUGAUUGACUCCUUGCAUUUAUUUUACUUGAAGCUGUUCUUUAUUUUAUUUAUUAUAGUUUAAUAUCUGUUCACGUCUUCCACUAGCUCAUGAUCAUGUGUAGUCACAGUUUUCUUGCCAGAUAUUAUCUCUAUCAGUAUCAGUUAUUUAAUGUUUUAAACUUUAGCAAAAAGUUCAUUUACCACACACACAAACAUAAGCGAUGAUGUAAAUGGUGUGGUGUUAAAAGAAUAAAAGCAGUGUGAAACAUAGUGAUUACAUUGCAAGCUUUUUAAGACCAAUGUUGAUUAAAUUUUUUUUAUGUUGCAUGAUUCCCCAAGCACUACUGAUGGUUAAUGAACUGAAGGAAAAUAUGGUAGUCAUUGUUCAUACUAAUGAACAUAAUAGAAUCUUAAUUGCAAAUUCAAAUUGUUAAGUAUUGUGCACAUGCUCAAUGGUCAUGUAUUUGAAUCUAUUUGUAAAAAAAAAAAGAAUAAUUACUGUCAUGAUUGAAUUAAACAAAAAUAUCGAAAAACGA